Molecule: messenger RNA, 340 nt
Organism: Staurois parvus
Lineage: Eukaryota; Metazoa; Chordata; Amphibia; Anura; Ranidae
Source: the annotation of a GenBank genome assembly
UCAAUUCUGCAAGUGGUUCUGAUUUACUAUCGCUGUUCUCUAGCCGGUCUAAAACCGCUUUUGACCUAAAGGGACGCUUUUUGGACACCAUGGACGUUUCUCAGUUUCCAGGCAGAAAGAACAUUCAAAAUGCAGGCAGGGCGCCGGACAAAGCACUCGGGACAAAAUGAAUGUUUUACUGUGUAAAAUUGUUUUGAAAAAAAUGACAUUUUUUUUAAAUCUUCAAAUUUCCCGCCGCCGGCAGCAGCGCCCGUACGUCCCGACGUCACAGGGACCGGAACACAGGAGCCGGAUGCCGGCAUCGGCCGGAGGAGAUGGCCGGGGACGCUGCAGGGGACAC